Pteronotus mesoamericanus is the source of this 5836-nucleotide messenger RNA. It is a transcript of the gene CD2AP, whose product is annotated as CD2 associated protein. Gene Ontology annotation, biological process: actin filament organization; cell migration. The transcript is spliced from 18 exons. Gene Ontology annotation, molecular function: protein binding. The record is from RefSeq and is a predicted model, not a curated record. Bases 631 to 2544 code for a protein of 637 amino acids. Lineage: Eukaryota; Metazoa; Chordata; Mammalia; Chiroptera; Mormoopidae. Gene Ontology annotation, cellular component: vesicle; cell leading edge; plasma membrane.
UCCAUCCGCUCGCCGCACCUGGACGCUGACGGCUCCCGACACCCGGCCGUGACGUCACCGCACCUGGCACAAGCCCGGGGCCGGGUGGUGAGCCUGCACACAGCGGAGCGGGAGGGACUGGAGGAGAGAGAGGGGAUUCUCGCGAGAUUUGCCUCGUCCCAGGCCCAGCUCCCGACACCUUCCCAGCCUCUCUCCCAGUUUCCACCUCAGCCUUUGGCGUCGCAUUCUGGAACGGCAGGCGUCGAAGAAGAGGCGAGGGGCGGGUCCUUGGGCUCCGCGGACGCUCUGGGUUGGAGCCAGCGGCCUAGACGAAACAGCAGGUCUCAUCCCCGUGCGGGAGCGACCCUGGGUGGGAAAGCGGCUGUCUGGGCGGGCGGAGGACGGCCUUCCCACCACCAGGGUUUCGGCGGAGGCCAGGAUCGUGUAGCCGCCACCGCCUCUUUCUGAAGGGCCGUACUGACGGCACUGUCCGAGGAGCACCGCGUGCAGAUGGAGGUACCUCCUCGCCCUGCCUGAGCGCUGGAGGGGCAAGAGCAAGGCGCAGGGCCCGCCUCCCGCCGCCAGAGCGGCGGCGCGAGCAGCUGGAGGAGGAGCGGCGGCGCCGGGCUUCUCCCUGCGGGGGCCCCCAGCAUGGUUGACUAUAUUGUGGAGUUUGACUAUGAUGCUGUACAUGAUGAUGAAUUAACUAUUCGAGUUGGGGAUAUCAUCAGGAAUGUGAAAAAACUACAGGAGGAAGGAUGGCUAGAAGGAGAACUAAAUGGAAGAAGAGGAAUGUUUCCUGACAAUUUUGUUAAGGAAAUUAAGAGAGAUACAGAAUCCAAGAAUGACGAUUUGCCCAUCAAACGGGAAAGGCAUGGGAAUGUAGCAAGUCUUGUACAACGAAUAAGCACCUAUGGACUUCCAGCUGGCGGAAUUCAGCCACAUCCACAAACUAAAAACAUUAAGAAGAAGACCAAGAAACGUCAGUGUAAAGUUCUCUUUGAGUACAUUCCACAAAACGAUGAUGAACUGGAGCUGAAAGUGGGAGAUAUUAUUGAUAUUAAUGAAGAGGUAGAAGAAGGCUGGUGGAGUGGAACCCUGAACAACAAAUUGGGACUGUUUCCCUCAAAUUUUGUGAAAGAAUUAGAGGUAACAGAUGAUGGUGAAACUCAUGAAGCCCAGGAAGAUUCAGAAACUCCUUGGACUGGGCCUACCUUAUCUUUCCCCUCUCCGGGGAAUGGGAGUGAAAGUACACCUGGAUCGGUUACACAGCCAAAGAAAAUUAGAGGAAUUGGAUUUGGUGAUAUUUUUAAAGAAGGCUCUGUGAAACUUAGGACAAGAACAUCCAAUAGUGAAGUAGAAGAGAAAAAAUCAGAAAAGCCCUUAAUCAUACAGUCACAAGGAUCCAGAACUCAGAUGGAGGUAAAAACAGACACUGAAGGUAAAAUUAAAGGUAAGGAAUAUUGGAGAACAUUAUUUGCCUAUGAAGGUGCUAAUGAAGAUGAACUUACUUUCAAAGAGGGAGAGAUAAUCCAUUUGAUAAGUAAGGAGACUGGAGAAGCUGGCUGGUGGAAGGGUGAACUUAAUGGCAAAGAAGGAGUAUUUCCAGAUAAUUUUGCUGUUCAGAUAAAUGAACUGGAUAAGGACUUUCCAAAACCAAAGAAACCACCACCUCCUGUUAAGGGUCCAGCCCCAAAACCUGAACUGAUAUCUGCAGAGAAAAAGUAUUUUCCUGUAAAGCCUGAAGAAAGAGAUGAAAAAUCCAUGCUGGAACAAAAAACUUCUAAGCCAGCUGCUCCACAAGUCCCACCCAAGAAGCCUACUCCACCCACCAAAGCCAAUAAUUUAUUGAAAUCUCCUGGAACAAUGUAUUCAAAGCGACCUGAGAAACCAGUUCCUCCACCACCACCUGUAGCCCGGAUUAAUGGGGAGGUGUCUACAAUUUCAUCAAAAUUUGAAACUGAGCCACUAUCAAAACCAAAGCUAGAUUCUGAACAGUUACCACUUAGACCAAAAUCAGUAGACCUAGAUUCAUUUACAGUUAGGAGCUUUAAAGAAACAGAUCUCGUAAAUUUUGAUGAUAUAGCUUCCUCAGAAAACUUGCUACACCUCACUGCAAAUAGACCGAAGAUGCCUGGAAGAAGGUUGCCUGGACGCUUCAAUGGUGGACAUUCUCCAACUCAAAGCCCAGAAAAAAUCUUGAAGUCACCAAAAGAAGAAGAUAGUGCCAACAUAAAGCCAUCUGAGUUUAAAAAGGACUCUAGCAACUCUCCAAAGCCAUCUCUAUACCUUUCAACACCUUCAAGUCCUUCAAAACCAAAUACAGCUACUUUUUUAACUCCAUUAGAAAUUAAAACUAAAUUAGAAGCAGAUGAUGGUGAAAAAACUUCCCUGGAUGAAAUUAAAGCUGAGAUGAUUGAACUGCUGUGCAUUGUAGAAGCACUGAAAAAGGAUCAUGGGAAAGAACUGGAAAAACUACGAAAAGAUCUGGAAGAAGAGAAGGCAAAGAGAAGUCAUCUAGAGGUAGAAAUAGAGAAGCUGAAAAAAGCAGUCCUGUCUUCUUGAAGAGGCACAGACCCAGUAUUUUUUAUGAUCCAGGGACUCAGAAGCAACACUAUGAACUUCAACUAACUUGUUACUUAAAAUGUUGAUGUUGUGAUGAAGAAACAUGAGUAUUUGAAUUAUAAUAUCUAUAUGAAAGUAGGGGGAGGGUGAAUUUUUUUAUAUAUUUCAUUUUGCCAACAUGAGGGGAAAAAAGAGGCCUUAUUUCCUAUGUGCUGGGAUUGCAAACUUCCUUUUUUAGUUUGCUUGAAAAUACUACUGAAUCUGUAUAAAAAGGAAAGUUCACAAUAGUUUUUUUAAUUGAAACUUGUACUAUUAUUUUUAAAGAGAUCUAUACUAUAAAUAUGGUGAUAUCUUUACAAAUAAUCUGUAAAAUAUACUAUUUGAGAGAGACAAAUUAGCUUUAUAGUAACUACAGUCACUGCUUUUCCCAUACAUUAUACUUAAGAGAUAUAAACUUUAUACAUAAGGAAUAUAAACUUUGUAUAUAUAUAUUUUUUUCUUUCACUUUUAGCUUCUUACCCAGGAUUACACUGUUGUACCUGUUUGUUUGCAGUGCUGUUUAUAUUCUGGGCAAUGAAAUAGAAGUUUCCUAGCUAUAUAUACCAGAUUACUCACCCAUGCAUAUAGUAAUACCUAAUCAAACAGUCGAUCACAAUAAUUUCAUCUGCUUUUGGGAUAUUUUACAUUGCUUGCACUAUAGGAUUUAUAAAAGGAAUUUAAUUAAGGUGGAUUGUUAAAUACAUUUGGGAAAAUAUGAGCUAUAUUUUAAAUUCCUUGGGUCUAAAGAACAUUUAGUCAACCCUUGUUUUGCCUAGAAACUACAGCAUAUACAUAGUAUGCAGACACCAAUCUAAUUGCUGUAUGUUUUUGCUUAUUUUACAGGCUUACAUAUUAUUCAUUUCAUGAUCUUGUGGUUUAAUUCUUUAUGCCCCUCCCUCUGAUUUUUAAUAAUGGUAAACAAAAGUCAAACUUUAAGAAGUUAAAUAUGAGGUUUCAUACUCUGACAAGUUAUCAUUAUGUAAAUACUCGGGUUUUACAAUGCUAAAUUGUCCUGAUACUAAACUACAUCGUGGAGAUAUUUUGGGAUGUGGUCUAGGAACCAACUUUAUAACGAGUGUUAGUAUAUGAUAAAAUUGUAGCUUAUUUAAAACCAAACAUAGUUGUCCACGUUCAAAGUGCGUUUUCACAAAAUUGAUGGUUUACCAUUCCUUCAGUCACUUAUGGACAGUUGAACUUUUUUUUAAUCCUCACCCAACAAUAUGUUUAUUGAUUUUUAGAGAGAGAGGGAGGGAGAGAGGGAAAGAUUGAUCAGUUGCCUCCCAUGUGCAUCCCAUCCGGGGAUCACUCAACCUAGGUCUGUGCUCUGACUGGGGAUGAAACCUGCAACCUUUUGGUGCACAGGAUGAUGCUCUGACCAACUGAGCCACCUGGACAGGGCAACCGUUGAUCAUUUUUAAAGUGUUAUAUGUAUAGUCUUAAAGUGUCAGUUUUUAUAUUAAAAGUAGAAAUUUGAUGUUUUUAUUUGCAAAAAAAUUUAGAUUUUAAAGAUUUUUUUUUUUUUUGCAGGUGACUUUCAGAUUUUGAGUACCCUCUAUUAUGCUUCCAUUUUAUGUUAUUUUAAAGCACCUAACCAAUAUUUUUCCUUUACACUUUUGAUCUUAUAAUACCUUUGAAAUUUUGUUAAAUGAAAUUUUGUCACCUUUCAAAUAAAAUAACUGGAGUUGAAAAUGAUAGAAAUUCUAAUAUAUAGUUACUUCAUGUGAGAUUAACAAAUUCAUGAGGUUUUGUUUUUUUUUGCAAACCUGAUUGCAUUGAUUAUGUAUACUCUAAUUCUUUUAAAGUCCCUGGGCUUGUCUAAUGAGGUCACUGCUGAACAAAAUUGUUUACUCAAAAAAAAUUGUUCUAAUUUUUUUUUUAAUCCUCACCCAAGGACAUGCUUAUUGAUUUUAGAGAGAAGGAAAGAGGGAGAGAAACAUAGAUGUGAAAGAGAAACAUUGACUAAUUGCCUUCCACAUGUGCCCUGACCAGGAAUCAAACCUGCAACCUUCAGCCACACCAGCCAGGGCCUAAUGUUUUUAAAUGACUUGUCAACUGAAUAAUUUCUUUUUGUUAAAUAAGUGAGAACUUAGUUUUUAAUGAAAGUCCUGAAGUGGAAGUAUAAACAAUGUAUCUUAGAAAUCAUCCUCCAGCUUUCUGUCUGGGAAAAUCUAUUAAGUGACUCCUCCUCCCCAUAAUAAUGACAUGGGAAAAGUUUCCAGCAGAUUUCAGUCUGUUCUUAAAGUUUCUGCCGGCCAUUUUCUCAUUAGCACGUAGUAUCAAGAAAUGCAUUUAAAGUAUUUGCUUAUAAACUUUCUCAGUCAGAAUAGAAAAGUAAUUAAAGUACUGUCAGUUUUUCUGCCCUUGACCAAAAAGUAAAGAAAACCAAACAAACUCAUACUAACAGGGAAAACUGAUUACUUUAGCAAUUUACCAAUAUUAUUGAUACGGGAAUUUUGUUAAUUCCUGUUCAUAGGAUAACAAAAUGGUAUACAAUAAUAGCCAUUACUUGGAGGUUGUCAUUAUUUGCUAUGAAUGAACAUAAAUGACAGAUGAAAGGUGAAUAGCAUAGAAUCUGUCAUUGCCAAAUUAUUUGUGAAUGUGUUGUUUAGAUUCACUAUUCUUUAAAAAACACACAUUACUGGUUUUCCUAAUCAUAUUUUAGUAUUAGCAGUAGUGUGGGGGAGGGGGGGCGACCACAAAGAUUCUUUACAAAAUUUAAUUCUGAAACUUCUUUAGAAAAUUUAGGUCUUCUAUGUUCAGAUAGAAGAGAAGUGGGCCAGGAGUAGCAGGUGAUUGAUUCCUUUUAUAUGGUUCUUACUGUGAUCAUGGGGUGGGGGCGGGGAACCAAGUGCUCUCUAGAUGUAUUGCCGAACAUUUUAUGUUUGCAUUUAAACUUGAAGUGUAUGAACAGAGUGAGACAAUCAGUUAAAACCAGAAAUAAGUGUUAUAAACUUAAUGGCCUUAUUUUACUAUAGCAAUAAAGUGACCAAGUGCAAUGACUUGAUUUUAUAAAAUCAUCUUUUAAAAGUUGCUGCUAUGAAUAUUUUUAGCCAUGGAAUUUUACCCUUCUUUUCUCUUCACUUGUCUUCAGUAAUUACAGUGUAAUGCAUUUGGUGUUGUGGUAUGCUAACAUUCCAGGGUGGGUGGGAAAAAAAUAAAUAUAUAAAUUCAAGAAACUCAAAACUCACUUGUUUACAGGUGCUGUAAAAAAGCAUGCUUCUGCUUCAAAAAGAAAAAUAAUAAAAGAAUACUA